Suillus subaureus is the source of this 294-nucleotide messenger RNA. RefSeq lists its product as uncharacterized. The annotation marks the transcript as partial. Lineage: Eukaryota; Fungi; Basidiomycota; Agaricomycetes; Boletales; Suillaceae. The record is from RefSeq and is a predicted model, not a curated record. The transcript is spliced from 2 exons.
AUCCCUCUCGUGUCUGCACUGACGCUAAACACACCAACGAGUGCUUCGGUUGGUGACUUGUUCAACGUCUCUUGGGAUGCGACCACUUCCGACGCCAGUUCGUUCAAUAUUUACAUGGUGAACACCAUCUUCCACAACACAUUUGCCAUCGCAAACAACGUGCAAACUUCGGCGGGUGGCGUGACUAUUGUACUGCCCCAGGCCCCCCUUGGUGACGGUUACACCCUCGAGGCCACCGACAUCAGCAACAUCAACACGGUUUACGCAACGAGUGGUGACUUUUCUGUUACCGCA